GCGUUUGUAAAUUAAUCGGUGGGGAGAGGGAGACAGGGAGGACAGAAAAGACCCGGGGUGGAGGGGUGGUGACCGGUUAGAGAGCCCAAGAGGGGUCAUGCAGCUGUCAUUCGAUAUCCAAACCCCCCUUGCACCUGCCGGAUCUCCAUCCCAGUCUUGCUAGAUUCCUCAAACCCCCAUCUAUGUCUCUCACUCUCUCUCCCCUCUCCUCCUUUCUUGUUCUCUCCCACAGGCCUUGAAGCCAGGUCAUGGAAGGUGGAGAGGCCACCAAAGAAGAGGAAGAAAAGAAGACCCCCAAGAAGAGAAGAAAGAUCACUCGGCUCACAAACUAGCUAGCUACCUCUCCUUGUGUCCUUUUAUAGAGAGAUACAUAUUGAGAGAGAGAGAGAGGGGGUUGUUAGCUUGCUAUAGGUAUUACUUUAGGUUUCCAUGGCUUCUUCUAGUCCAUCCAGUCAUAGAUCGAGGUUUGGGGACACGACUUUAACCAAGGUCUUUGUGGGAGGCUUGGCAUGGGAGACCCCAACCGAAGAGCUGCGCCGAUACUUCGAGCAGUUUGGCGAGAUCCUCGAGGCCGUCAUCAUAACCGACAAAAACACCGGGAGAUCCAAAGGCUAUGGUUUUGUGACGUUUCGUGACCCGGACUCGGCCAGGCUUUCGGUGGCGGACCCCAACCCGGUCAUCGGCGGCCGGCGAGCCAACUGCAACAUCGCUUCCAUGGGCCGCCCUCGCCCUUCCCCUCCUCGAGUGAGGAGUCAAGUUGGGAGCCUUUAUCAGGGCCCACCUCAGGCUGUGAGCCCAUCAUAUAGCAGAGUGCCAACCCAAAUGCCCCCUCCACCUCCUGUCCUCUACCCUACUCAUUUUGGGUAUCUGACCUACCCAACUGAUUAUGGAUACCAACAAGCUAUAUACAAUCCUCAAAUGGCACCACAUUACUACCAUCAGAUGUAUGGUUCAUCAUCAUCGCCUGUUGGUGCAUCAUAUCAUUAUCCCCACAUGGGGUACACUGUGCCGACUUCAAGGGCAAGUUUUUCAUCAAUGCUACAAAAUCCACGCCCACCAUACAUGCAAUAUCCUACGGUCCAAAUGGAGGGAUCUAUCUCUCCCUCAUCCUCACAGCCUUAUACCUUUCAGCUACAACCCCCUCCACAUGUAAGGCAGCCACCAAACACAAUAGAUUCACAAGAUUCUCAACAACCAACAACAACUGUUGCAACUACCGAGGGUGCUGAUGCUUGAAGGAGAAAUUUUGCAUCUUUCUAGCGCCGAUUCUUGUGGAGGGUAACUAAAUUGGCAAUGAACUAUUACAAGCCUUGGGUUGGGCCCUAAUUGACUUAAGGCUAUCCUUUUUUUUUUAAAUUCUUUUUGUUUUUUCAUGACAUGUCCUUAAUGUAUCGAAUAUUUGAUAUUUAUGAUUUUUCAAAAAUUUCAAAGUCCAUCGGGAUCACAAUUUGUAAGAAAAUAUGGUGCAAUGAUUGUAUUUGUGUUGUCAUCAAACAAAAAGGGAUCGGAAAGAGCAUUCGCUUCAAUAGGUAGUAAAGUGAAAGAAGCUAGAUGGUGCUCAUCGUUUGAUAAUUAUUAUAUAUUCAUUUGGAUUAGAA
Elaeis guineensis (African oil palm) is the source of this 1598-nucleotide messenger RNA. RefSeq lists its product as uncharacterized. Lineage: Eukaryota; Viridiplantae; Streptophyta; Magnoliopsida; Arecales; Arecaceae. The record is from RefSeq and is a predicted model, not a curated record. Gene Ontology annotation, molecular function: RNA binding.